AGAGGGCCAGGGCAAAGGUGGAGCUUAAAAAAAAAACUUUCUAUGGUGUCAACUGUGCAUGUGGCGGGACUCCUGAAAUCCAAGUACAGUACAGGUACAUGACUUGAGCCUUUUGGAAGCUAGCCCUGCUGAAAGUUGUGCAUUAGCAAGUUUGCUAAGGUGCUACACUUACACUUCUACUAGAGGGGUGAAUAAACACAGUGUGCCCAAGCUAGAGGAAACAACCUGCACCUGCCCCAGUCCCGGCCCCGACCCCUUUUAUGUCGUGAGAGCUGAGAUGGAGACCACUGCUUAUAGAGAACCAUUUGAUGCAAUCGGUAUAACUCCUCCUCGUGGGAGGCAAGGCCACAGUGUACCCACACCCAGGCCUCUCACCGGAGGGAUUCAAGAUCAACAUACUAAGCAGAAACCAAACCCUGGUGCCAAUAUAGUUCACCAACCCCAGGUUGCCAAGGCAACAAAGAAGGCAGGCCCUUCCCCUGCUCAGUUUUAUUCACGCAGAGAGCAUGCGUUUGGGGGUUCCUUGUCCAGACUCAACCGACUAGCGUCUCGAACAGAGCUCUCUUACCUGGAGAGUUUCUCAGAGGUGGAGGAGGCGGAACCUGUAAUAGAAGUUGAGAAUGGAGACAGUGAGGUGUUUGAUUGUGACAUGAAUUCUGAUCGACCAACUAGUAGACAGAGCAGGGCAUCAGGUGACCUAGGAGCUAGUCGCAACUCUGAGCGGAGGGCUACUUUGGAACAGUUUUCCGGUGAUUCUCUCCUACACUUCAGCUACAGUACACAUGCAGGCACAAGCUUGGGCCUAAAUGCAGAUUUAGGUGGCUCGUUUGUGCAGGCCUUUGCUCAAGGGCUCGACUCUUCUUUAACUGUUCCCUUCCUAGGGCAGUCAUCCUCGUCUCCCGAUGUGAACGCAUCCACCCUUUUCCCCACUACCGCUCGCAAUCCGAACAAAGCCAUCAUCACAAUCGACGCCCUAAGCUCUAGGAUACUCACUGCUAACGAGAUGACUUGUGAGCUGUUUGGAUAUCAGCGCAACGAGCUUGUCAAUAUCAAAGUGCAGAGCCUGUUCACAGAACCAUAUAGAGCAGAGCACAGAGCACUCAUUGAGCAGAACAUUGACUCUUCAGGGAAAACUGUCCUCAUCAGUGGGAAAGUGAUGGAUGCAGUUACAUCGUAUGGGGUCGAGUUUCCCGUAUCAGUGUGGAUGAAGAGAGUGGGUGUGGCCCUGUCUCCUGACGUCCCUGGGCCACUAGUCUCACGAGUCAUUGUCAUUGUGGAACCAGUGGAGAGAUCGUCAGCUAUACUCACGAUCAACCAAAGUGGAACAAUACUAUCUUUUGACCCUUGGUUUGCCUGUCUGUUUGGCUAUACUGAAUCGUUUGCGAUGGCAGGGAGAAACAUAUCCGAGUUCUUACCCUCACUAACACUUCCCAGCAAGCCGGGUGAAUUCAAUAAUGUAACAAAGAAGCAAGCCAUUACAGGGCGGUCAAUAGAUGGCACUGUGUUCCCAGUUACCAUCAAGUUUACUGAUGUGUCUCAGAACCUGUCCAUCGGUGAUCUCUAUUCUCCCACCAACACAGCCAGUGGCAACCCGCUGGAUGAGAUUAUUGAGAGGAUGUGUGCUCCUUCUCCCAUUGUGAAGCAGCCACCAAGAGACCACAGUGCUCCCAGUACAGUCUCCGAUGAGGAUACAUUCACAGAUGCUGCCAUGCAAGACAAGCCAACAGCCAGUCACCAAGAGGGGACAGUCCCUGAACCUGACUCGUCAGAUCAGUUUGUGAUCAAUGCUAAAGUAGUUGUGUAUGCUGCAUUGAGUGGCAUGAUAAGCUUCCUGCCAGACGGGUCCAUCCACGGCUGUAACAACCAAUUCACCUCCAUGCUCUUUGGCUAUAGUCAGGAAGAGCUAUUUAAAAAGGAUAUCACAUUUCUAAUCCCCGAGUUCUACAGUUCUAUAAACUAUAUUGACGAGAGUAGCAUUCCCCUCCCCCCACUGGACGAGGACCAAGAAGACCUCUUCCACUCUGUGAUAGAGCGGUCAUUCUCCCCAGAGAGAGCCUAUGACCUCAUCCAGCAAGCAGGUGUUAGUUGCAGUGAGGCUUCCCUCUCUCCAAGGCACAGUAAGGGUGGUGGUCGUCAUCGCUCCCCCGCAAGACGUGCCUUGAAUAUUCACUCUCCACAACCAACCCCCCACAAACAAUCAGAUUCCUCCCAGGACUAUUCUCUGAUGUCUACUGGUGAGCUGGUGCUUCCUGAUUGCUCAGAAAGCUCACAGCCAACAGAAGCAACUACUAUGGGCAAAGCCCUGGACGGUAUUUCUGCUGCCUCCAGUGAUGAGGAUUUGACUUCGACUUCUUCUGAUGUAAUCAUAAAUCUUCAUCAUGGAACAGAUGUUUUCUCGUCGUCACCUGAUCCAAAGAGCCAAGUCCAAUCUUUGAUGGGAGCCUCUGUUGUCAUCCAAACAGCUACCACGCAGUCUCUUCCUCCAGUUCCCAAUAAAUUGGUCCCAUCACAGUCUACUGAACGAAUAUUCGAGAUCUUAAGGCAGCAUGACUUGGAAAAAAGUGAAAAACAAGCUACCCUGAGUGGAAGUGACCCACUUGAGCCGUUAUCUUCAACUCCAGCUGGAAAGUCUGCUAAAGUCAGCUCGAACACUAUGUUUACUGUAGGUCAGCGCAGAGAGAGCUAUGAAUCUGUCCUCUCCAUUAGCUCCCUGCCCGAAGGCACCUUCCUGGGAGAGGCUAGACACAAAGAUGGAUCACUGCUAGCUAUAAUAUUUCAAUUGAAGUGUAUAGCUCUGGCCAAUGAUGAAAAGGUGUUUUGUGUGUGGAUCAGUAGAGACCUGGACCAAGACAGGGCGAGGACAGCUGAUCUCUCCAUGUCCAUGAGCAGACCACCCCCUGAUCCAUACAGGACAAACCAGUUGAUCUCACCUGAUGUCAUCACUCAUCCGGGAGGAGAAACGGAUCCCUCGGCCCCCUCCCCCCUAACACUGGGCCUCCACCCUUCCCAGCACAGCGAAGAGUCGGUAGCCAUGGAUGGAGAGUACAUGCUCAGCUACAACACACUCAAGGACAUUGGGAAGGGAGCGUUUGGGUUCGUCAGGCUUGCUCAGAGAAAAGAAGAUGACUUUAUGGUUGUAGUGAAGUUUCUUCGUAAGAGCAGUGUGCUGAAAGACUGCUGGAUGAUAGACGAGGAAAUGGGGAGAGUGCCUUUGGAGAUCAGUCUACUCGCCCGCCUCUCACACCCAAACAUUGUUCAGCUCCUGGAGGCAUAUGAGAACGAGUUCUUCUUCCAGAUGGUGAUGGAGAAACAUGGUGAUGGCCUGGACCUGUUUGAGUUCAUCGAGAUGGGUCCUCAAUUAGAAGAGCCACUCAUUAGCCACAUGUUCAGACAGUUAGUAGCUGGACUGUCAUACCUUCAUGACAAGAGCAUUCUUCAUAGAGACAUCAAGGAUGAGAACAUCAUCAUUAAUCAGGAAUUCCACAUCAAACUGAUAGACUUUGGGAGUGCAGCUUACAUGGCUCCUGGUAAAGUCUUCAACACGUUUUGUGGGACAUUGGAAUACUGCUCCCCUGAAGUCCUUCUAGGAAACAGCUAUACAGGUCCUGAGCUUGAAAUGUGGGCGCUUGGCGUAACUCUCUAUACUCUAGUGUUUGGGGAAAACCCUUUCUUUGACAUCGAGGAGACAAUUUCUGGACAUUUACAACCACCUUUUCUCACUUCACCUGCUCUGAUGAAGGUCCUGUUCUGGCUGCUUCAUCCAGACCCCGGCUCAAGAGCAACUCUCAAGGACCUGCAGAAAGACAAGUGGACCAACCAAGAGGUGGAUCCUGUUUCUUACAGCUUUGACGCUAUCCUAGGAAUGAAAGCAUCGAAAAAUGCAGUGAGUGAAGAAGGUCUUGUUCUAGUCGGAAAGUCCAACUCUGAGAGUGAUGCACUCUAUCUACACUCUGCUUUCAAGCAGCAACUUCAAAUGACUGGACACUAUAACAGAUAGUACGUACUGUACAUUGUCUUUCACGUGUUGUUGUGUAAUUCACAUUUGGUCGAUUUUUUAAGCAUCAUAUCUGUGUGUUAUUUUGUAUUUGUACAUUUAAUAUUGUAUCAAUGUAUCAACAAAAUAAUUAUGGUUGAUUGUUGA
Molecule: messenger RNA, 4141 nt
Organism: Halichondria panicea
Lineage: Eukaryota; Metazoa; Porifera; Demospongiae; Suberitida; Halichondriidae
Product: PAS domain-containing serine/threonine-protein kinase-like
Exons: 19
Coding region: 278-3997 (1239 amino acids)
Biological process (GO): negative regulation of glycogen biosynthetic process; protein phosphorylation; intracellular signal transduction
Cellular component (GO): cytosol; nucleus; cytoplasm
Molecular function (GO): protein serine/threonine kinase activity; ATP binding
Source: RefSeq, a predicted model, not a curated record